AUGACUCACUGGACCGCCCUUCAGUCAUCUGAGUCUCUUGACGGCGAUGACGAUGCGUCCGCAGAUAACAUGGGCGCAUGCGCAAACUGUGGUGAUCCUGAUCCGUGCGAAUGUGCAGAGUUCCCAAACUUCAAGACCUUGUCACAAGGCCAAGUUUCUUUGAUUAUUGGAAACGCAGCCAUAAAAUCUUGUCCUUUAGAUUCUGCACUUACAUCUGUGGUUCUACAGGUUCUUGAUAAGCCGUUACCGGUAAUCACCUGUAUGAUCAACUUGUCGUUUGAAUCUGGUCUCUUUGCAGAGGAAUGGAGG
This is a messenger RNA of Porites evermanni, 309 nucleotides long. The record is from the annotation of a GenBank genome assembly. Lineage: Eukaryota; Metazoa; Cnidaria; Anthozoa; Scleractinia; Poritidae.